This is a messenger RNA of Lycium ferocissimum, 5096 nucleotides long. RefSeq names its product G-type lectin S-receptor-like serine/threonine-protein kinase At1g67520. Gene Ontology annotation, molecular function: ATP binding; protein serine/threonine kinase activity. Lineage: Eukaryota; Viridiplantae; Streptophyta; Magnoliopsida; Solanales; Solanaceae. Gene Ontology annotation, biological process: protein phosphorylation. The record is from RefSeq and is a predicted model, not a curated record.
UUUAUGUAUGAAAAGGAUAUACUACUCAAUAAAGGUUGAAUCUACCACAGAAAAAAUAAAAUAAGUGAAAGUCAAAGAAAAAAGAAGACACCAAAUCUGUAUUGGGUCAACAUUUUUGCUUUAAAAAUUCAAGAUUUUUUCUUUCUGCAAGCUUUCCUACAAUGUUUUGAACUCAUCAAAUAUUGUGGCAGAAGAUUGUUUCAAAGUGUUGACUAUUCUCCAAUGCAUUAUUGGCUUUUAACAACAAACAACCUAAGAGGAAUGAUUAUAUUAUCAUCUGCAGCAAUUUUUUUUUCUUUCUGGCAGAAAAUAUGACAUCUUUAGCCAAUUCCAUGUUCUUCCUCAUCUUGACCUUAUUCUGUAGCCAAACAUGUAUCAUUAACUUUUCAUCUUUAGCUGCAAUCACUUCAAUCAAGCCUGGUGAUGUACUCAAUAAUUCACAGGUACUUGAUUCAGAAGGUGGAAAAUUCAAGCUAGGAUUUUUCUUUAUCCCACAAACAAAUAAAACUUAUCUUGGAAUAUGGUAUGCUGCAGGUGAUCGAUCUGGGAGGAAAUUAUGGAUAGCCAAUCCAAAUACACCUAUACUGAACAACUCAGGAUUGCUCACAUUAGAUUCUACAGGAACAUUAAAAAUAACCAGCGGAGGAAAGACAGUUGUGAAUAUUUCCCCUCCUUUGUUGACAGGAAAUUUAGUAGGUAGGCUUCAGGACUCUGGAAAUUUUGUGCUUCAGGAUGAAACUCGAAACACUACUUUAUGGCAAAGCUUUGAUCAUCCUACAAGUUGUCUUCUGCCUGGUAUGAAGCUUGGUUAUAACCUUACUACAAAGCAGAAUUGGACUUUAACUUCUUGGUUGAGUAGUUAUAUUCCGGCCUCGGGGGCUUUUACUUUAAGUUUGGAGUCCAUUCAAGAUGCAUUUCAGUUGGUUAUUCGUCGAAGGGGUAAGGUUUACUGGACUAGUGGGGCUUGGAACAAUCAAGGUUUUCCAUUCUUACCUUGGUUCCGUGAUUCUUCUACUAAUGAUACAAUUACUAUUUAUCAGUACAAUCUCAACUUGGUAUCAGACAAAGAUGGGAUGGUCUUCCAAUUUGAUACUACAGAGGGAAUCUUCCACACAGAGGGAAGCUUCCCAAGUCUUGAGUUGAAUUCAGACGGAGCUAUUGUUGCCGGAGAUAAUAUUAUAUACACCAUUUAUAAUAAGUUCUGUUAUGGUUAUGAAAGUGACGAUGGUUGUGUCUCUACUCAGUUGCCUGUGUGCCGAAAGGGUGGUGAUAAAUUUGAGCAAAAGAGAGGAGACUUUAUAGAUAUAUCUGGUACUACUACCAAUUAUUAUGCUAAUGCAAGCAUUAGUCUUGGUGAUUGUAUGCAGAAAUGCUGGGAGCACUGCAGUUGUGUUGGAUUCACCACUCUCAGCAGCAAUGGGACAGGCUGCCUGAUUUGGAACGGAAAGAGGGACUUUAGAGUCGAUGAGAGUGGUAAUGCAGUGCAAAGAUAUGUUCUGGUUUCACCAAAAUCAUCUAAAGGAAAAACUUGGAUAUGGAUAGUAAUUGCUUUAGCUAUAUUUGUCACUUUGCUAAUAUCUGGUCUCAUAUUCUACAUUAUAAUGAGAAGACGCAAACUACAAGAUAAGAAAAGAAAGGAGGAAGAGUAUAUACGUGAGUUGACAGCAUCAGAUAGCUUCAAUGACACUAAUUUGAAGGAGAAAUGGAAGGAAGUACAAGAUUUGAAGAUAUUUGGCAUUGGGUUCAUAUUGGCAGCCACAAACAACUUCUCGAGUGAAAAGAAGCUCGAGGGUGGUUUUGGGCCUGUUUAUAAGGGAAAAUUUCCAGAUGGGAGAGAGGUGGCAAUCAAGAGACUUUCAAGAACAUCAAGUCAAGGGCUUGUAGAGUUCAAGAAUGAGCUCAUACUAAUUGCCAAAGUUCAGCAUACAAAUCUAGUUCGAGUUAUAGGAUGUUGUAUCCAUGGAGAUGAAAAGAUGUUGAUAUAUGAGUAUAUGCCCAAUAAGAGCUUGGACUUCUUCCUAUUUGAUCCUGCAAGAAAGGAGCUACUGGAUUGCCAGAAACGUUUUGAGAUUAUAGAAGGAAUUUCUCAAGGAUUGCUCUAUCUUCAUAAAUACUCAAGAAUGAGAGUGAUACAUAGAGAUCUAAAAGCUAGUAAUGUGCUCUUGGAUGAAAACAUGAAUCCUAAGAUAGCUGAUUUCGGAUUGGCGAGAAUAUUCAAACAGAACGAGACGGAGGCAGUGACUGGCAGGGUUGUAGGAACAUAUGGUUACAUGGCUCCCGAGUUCGCCAUGGGAGGAGCGUUCUCAAUCAAGUCUGACAUCUUCAGCUUUGGAGUCUUAGUGCUGGAAAUUGUAAGUGGUAGGAGAAAUACUAGCUUACAGCAAGUCGAUCGUCCGCUGAACUUAAUAGGAUAUGCAUGGGAAUUGUGGAAAGAAGGGUGUGCAUUAGAAUUGAAGGAUCCAGCUCUUGGAGAUCUUUGUUACACUAAACAGCUAUUACGAGUUAUUCAUAAAGGAAUGAUCAUAUUAUUACCUGCAGCAGCUUUUUUUUUCAUUCUAGCUGUCAAAAUGAAUAAUUUAGCCAAUUCCAUUUUCUUCCUCUUCUUGACCUUAUUCUGCAGCCAAACAUGUAUCAUUCUUCCAUCUGUAGAUGCAAUAACCUCAAUGAAGCCUGGUGAUGAGUUGAAUCACUCACAGGUACUUGACUCAGAAGGUGGAAAAUUCAAGUUAGGAUUUUUCACUAUCUCACAAACGGAUAACAACUAUCUUGGAAUAUGGUAUGCAGGUGAUCCAGUAGAGAAAAAAUUAUGGAUAGCAAAUCCAAACACACCUAUAUUGAACAACUCAGGAUUGCUCACAUUAGACUCUACAGGAACAUUGAAAAUCACCAGCAGAGGGAAGACAGUAGUGAAUAUUGCCCCUCCUUUAUUGAAAGGAAGUUUAAUAGCUAGGCUUCAAGAUUCUGGAAAUUUUGUGGUUCAGGAUGAAACUCGAAACACAACUUUAUGGAAAAGCUUCGAUCAUCCUACCAGUUGUCUUUUGCCUGGUAUGAAGCUUGGUUAUAACCUUACCACAAGGCAUAAUUGGACUCUAACUUCUUGGUUGGUUAGUAGUAUAAUUCCUGCCUCAGGGGCUUUUACUUUAGGUUUGGAGACCAUUCAAGAUGCAUUUCAGUUGGUUGUUCGUCAAAGGGGCGAGGUUUAUUGGACUAGUGGGGCUUGGAACAAUCAAGGUUUUUCAUUCUUACCUUCGUUCCAUGAUUCUGCUACUAUUUAUCAGUACAAGCUCAACUUGAUAUCCGAUACAGAUGGGAUGUUCUUCCAAUUUGAGGCUACAGAGGGAAGUUUCCCAAGUCUUGAGUUGUUUUCAGAUGGAGCUAUUGUUGCUGGAGAUAGUCGUAUAUAUACCCCUUCUAAUAAGUUCUGUUAUGGUUAUGAAAGUGACGACGGUUGUGUCUCUACUCAGUUGCCUGUGUGCCGCAAGGGUGGUGAUAAAUUUGAGCAAAAGAGAGGAGACUUUAUAGAUAUAUCUGGUACUACUACCAAUUAUUAUGCUAAUGCAAGCAAUAGUCUUGGUGAUUGUAUGCAGAAAUGCUGGGGGCACUGCAGUUGUGCUGGAUUCACCACUCUCAGCAGCAAUGGGACAGGCUGCCUGAUUUGGAACGGAAAGAGGGACUUUAGAGUCGAUGAGAGUGGUAAUGCAGUGCAAAGAUAUGUUCUGGUUUCACCAAAAUCAUCUAAAGGAAAAACUUCGAUAUGGAUAGUAAUUGCUUUAGCUAUUUUUGUCACUUUGCUAAUAGCUGGUAUCAUAUUCUACAUUAUAAUGAGAAGACGCAAACUACAAGAUAAGAAAAGAGAGGAGGAAGAGUAUAUACGAGAGUUGACAGCAUCAGAUAGCUUCAAUGACACUAAUUUGAAGGGAGAAGAUGGAAGGGAAGUACAAGAUUUGAAGAUAUUUGGCUUUGGGUUCAUAUUGGCAGCCACAAACAACUUCUCGAGUGAAAAGAAGCUCGGCGAGGGUGGUUUUGGGCCUGUUUAUAAGGGAAAAUUUCCAGAUGGGAGAGAGGUGGCAAUCAAGAGACUUUCAAGAACAUCAGGUCAAGGGCUUGUAGAGUUCAAGAAUGAGCUCAUACUAAUUGCCAAAGUUCAGCAUAUAAAUCUAGUUCGAGUUCUAGGAUGUUGUAUCCAUGGAGAUGAAAAGAUGUUGAUAUAUGAGUAUAUGCCCAAUAAGAGCUUGGACUUCUUCCUAUUUGAUCCUGCAAGAAAGGAGCUACUGGAUUGCCAGAAACGUUUUGAGAUUAUAGAAGGAAUUUCUCAAGGAUUGCUCUAUCUUCAUAAAUACUCAAGAAUGAGAGUGAUACAUAGAGAUCUAAAAGCUAGUAAUGUGCUUUUGGAUGAAAACAUGAAUCCUAAGAUAGCUGAUUUCGGAUUGGCGAGAAUAUUCAAACAGAACGAGACGGAGGCAGUGACUGGCAGGGUUGUAGGAACAUAUGGUUACAUGGCUCCCGAGUUCGCCAUGAGAGGAGCGUUCUCAAUCAAGUCUGACAUCUUCAGCUUUGGAGUCUUAGUGCUGGAAAUCGUAAGUGGUAGGAGAAAUACUAGCUUACAGCAAGUCGAUCGUCCGCUGAACUUAAUAGGAUAUGCAUGGGAAUUGUGGAAAGAAGGGUGUGCAUUAGAAUUGAAGGAUCCAACUCUUGGAGAUCUUUGUGACACUAAACAGCUAUUACGAGUUAUUCAUGUAGGACUUUUAUGUGUACAAGAAAGUGCACAAGAUAGGCCAACAACGUCUGACAUUAUAUCAAUGUUCAGUAAUGAAAGUAUGCAACUGCCCACCCCAAAACAUCCAGCGUUUUUCACAGGAAGAGAUGAAGCUGAAUCAAAUUCAUCUAGAACCAAAGCAGAACAAUGUUCGAUUAAUGAUUUGUCCAUCACUGUCCUUGAAGCCAGAUAAGAUUUCUGAUCCAUUUUGUUGCUGUAAUCGGAUUGCACAUAGAUCAUCGAUUAAUUUUGAUCUGCUCGUGGUGCAGAACUCAGUAACUGUACAAGAAAAACAUGUUUCCUUGUGAUAUAAAUUCAUUCAACUUUUAUUGUGAAAUAA